Molecule: messenger RNA, 1002 nt
Organism: Zingiber officinale
Lineage: Eukaryota; Viridiplantae; Streptophyta; Magnoliopsida; Zingiberales; Zingiberaceae
Product: F-box protein At1g55000-like
Exons: 2
Coding region: 138-827 (229 amino acids)
Molecular function (GO): protein binding
Source: RefSeq, a predicted model, not a curated record
GUUUCUAGAUUUCAGAGUUCCACGCCCCAUUUUCGUCGACGUCACGGAUGAUGCAGAGGAGACGACGAUCACGAUCGCCUCAUCGUCCCUGAUCCUGAAGAUUGUGUCUCCUCCUCCUCCUCCUCCUCCUCCUCAGGAUGCUGUCCCCCAUGUGCGAUUUCUCUAUCGUCGUCUCUGGCGACCUCCUUCGGUCGAUUUUCGAACGCCUUCCGCCGUCCGACCUUGCCCGGUCGGCUUGCGUCUGCCGGUUGUGGAGGGACUUUGCCUCGGACCGGGAGAUGAAGGAAAAGAUCUUCCGGUCUACUUGGAAGGUGCGCCGAGUCCUAGGCGAGCCGUCCUCCUCAGCCUUCUGGCGUCACCCUAGCCUCGAUCGUUUCGCCAUCUCCCACCGCCUCAGUCGCGGUGAUUCCGUCGCUGGUCUUGCACUGAGGUACGGCGUCCAGGUUAUGGACAUCAAAAGAUUGAACAACAUGAUGAGCGAACAUGGUAUAUACUCCAGAGAGAGGCUGCUGAUCCCUAUUAAUAAACUGUCGCUUCUCAUCGACAGUACCUGUUAUAUCGAGCUGGAUGAACAUUCAAAAAGAGAAGUUGCGGUUCUGUACUUGGAAGGUGGCCCUGAUGGAAAAUCAACCCAAACAAUGAACAACACAAUCUAUAUAAAAGCCAGGCGGAAAAUACUCAAUUCUGUGAAAAGAAGUAUGCAAGUGGAUGAUGGAACUGCUGAGUACUACUUAUCGACUUCUGACGGUGAUCCAAGAGCUGCCAUGUUGCAGCUCAGCGAGGAUCUGAGGUGGGAGCAGCAGAACCGGCCUCACCUAUUUAGAUGAGCAAGUGCUUCUGUCAAGAUGUUGUGCAUCUUAAUUUAACCAGUUCAAGUGUAUUGUCUGAAAAUUUGUGUUAUAUAAAUAUGAUCUAAGUUAGUUGCAGCUCCAGACUUGUUACAUAUUAAAAUUAGAAACCACUAAGUUUGUGGUAUUAUCUAUUGAAAUUGGAUUACUAUUA